Molecule: messenger RNA, 5155 nt
Organism: Ananas comosus (pineapple)
Lineage: Eukaryota; Viridiplantae; Streptophyta; Magnoliopsida; Poales; Bromeliaceae
Exons: 9
Coding region: 271-4380 (1369 amino acids)
Biological process (GO): negative regulation of DNA-templated transcription
Molecular function (GO): transcription corepressor activity
Source: RefSeq, a predicted model, not a curated record
AAAAAGGAAAAAAGAAAAUAAGAAAAUAAAAUCGCGUCUCUCCCCAUCUCUCUCUCUUCCUAAUUCUCUAACCCUAAUUUGUUCUACGCAUCUUUGAUUCGUUGAUCUCCUCGAUCGCUUCGGCAUCGAUCGGAUGAUCUCGUGAGCGUGAUCUCCUCGGCGAGGAUGGACGGAUUUGUUGGGUGUUUUCGUGGUUUGAUUCGAUUGGUUUGUUGUGUUUCGAUCGAUUUGGCGUGAUUUGUUCGGUUGGGAUUGGGUGGAUUGGGGUUUAUGAUGUCGUUUGUGGAGAAAGGAGGCGAUUUUGGAAGGAAGGGGAAGGGAACUUGUGAUUCUGCAACUUUGCGUAAAUCUGUUGAUGUGAAGAAGGAGAGGAAGAGGCGAUUGAUACUUCAAUCCAGUGAUUCAGAGACGGAUGAUUACUUCAUUAGUCCGCGGAGAAAGGCGGAGGAUUGCUCUUAUCAGAACGGGGAUGGUCCAAUUGUUAUGAAACACGUCGGUGCCGAACAUCGAAAGGAGGCGGAGAUCGAGGGGGAUAAGAAUCAGGUUAUGAGGUCGGAUAAUGCUCGUUCUGGCUCUGGUAAGAAGAGAUUGCUUUCAGGGUCGGAGAAGAAGAGGAACAGAGAGCUGCCUGGUGAUGAAAAACUCACCAAGAAGAUCAAGACGGGAUCUUUGAAAGAUUCCAGUAAUGGACAGGUCAAGGGUUCUUGCAGGAAUAAGCUGAAAUCCGAUUCUGUGCAAUGUGAUUACAAAGUAUAUCCUGAUGGCAGAGAGAGGGAUGGCUUGAAAACGAAGGGGAGACUUGUUUUGAAUAGCUCUAGCAAUUCAACAGAGGAAAAGAUCAGAAGGAGAGACUAUACAGGGCAUGAGAAGGUGCGAGGUUUGAAGGCUAGCGAUGUCGUGGCAACUAGAGCGGAGGGUGAUGACAUUCGACGCAAAGGUAUAAGGUUGCAAGCAAAAAGUGGUGUUCUUAAGGUUUAUCCUAGCAAGAAGAAAGUUGGUGGGGUUGAAAAAGUUCAGAUUUGUCAGGGAGAUGAAGAGAAAUCCAAGCGCUUUGAGUCUCCCGGUGUUGCAAAAAGUGCUAUCACAUUUAACCAACCUGAUAUUUAUAGAGAAAGAAAAUCUACUGAAAGAUCGGACUCUUCAACUAAAGUAGGGAAAAGUCGAGCGAGCUUGAAGAAAAUUUCACCGACUGGGAAUAGCAAAGCAACUAACCAAAAAGUACUACUGCACAAAGCUGAGACAGACACCUCCCAUCAGCUAGAAAUAGAGCAGGAAAAUGUGAUAGCCAGAUACUAUCAUAAAAGGCCAAAAGUUGAGAAAAGCAGAUCCUUUAAACUGGAAAGAGAGUCAGAUUUUACAUCUUCAAGAAGAGAUUUGAAGGAUGUGAAUAUGUUGGAUAGGAAAUGUGACCAAAUGUUCGAUGGUGAACAUACACAUAAUUCUUCUUUGAAAUCCAAGCAUAAUGUAGGUAAAGCAAAUGCAGGUCGCAGCACCGUUAAGCAAAAAGUAAGAGAUCAGAUCAAACAAAUGCUUUUGAGUGCUGGUUGGACAAUUGAAUUAAGGCCCAGGAGAAGUAGAGCAUAUGAAGAUUCUGUUUAUGUGUCUCCUCAAGGAACAGGUUAUUGGUCUAUCACCAAGGCAUAUGCCGUGUUUCAAGAGCAGUUGAAUCUUGGAAAUGAUGGCAAGUGCAAGGAUGUACCUGAAAGUUCACCUGAAGAAAGGGAUCUUGACCUAGGAGGAACAAGUCAUCCUUUUCCUGCUAUAACAAAGAAUGAAUUAGACUUGUUAAAGAGAAAUGUGAUUAACAGGAGAAAAAGUAAGGGAGAGCUUGAAGAAACUGAAAAGUAUGGAGAAAGUGGAAGCAAAAUGGCAAGGCUAGGUUCCGCUGGGAGAAACUCUAUAGAGGAGAGCAAAAGGUUCAGUUCUUUGGUUGUAAAUUCAAAAGCCGUUGAUGGUUUUGUAGCACAUAAACAUCUUAUGGUGGAAAGAACCAAGCAAAGAACUUGUGCUCUUGUGGUCCGUGGAACUAAUCAAGAGGAAGAGGAUGAAAUGGAUGAUUACAUUCCUUAUGAUUGGAAACGAACUGUUCUCUCCUGGAUGAUAGAUUUAGGGGUUGUGCAUGAAAGAGGGAAGGUGAAGUACAUGAACAAGAAGAGAACACGAGCAAAAUUAGAGGGCCGGAUUACAAGAGAUGGUAUUCAUUGCAGCUGUUGCAGCAAAAUUCUUACUGUGUGGAAGUUUGAGCUUCAUGCUGGUAGCAAAGAGUACCGGCCAUAUGAGAACAUCUUUGUGGAGGAUGCUGGAGUUUCCCUGUUGCAAUGUCAGCUUAAUGCAUGGAAGAAGCUGGAUGAGUCUGAAAGGCGUGGAUUGUAUUCAAUAAAUCUUGAUGGUGACCCUAACGAUGAUACUUGUGGUAUUUGUGGAGAUGGUGGUGAUUUGAUCUGUUGUGAUGGUUGUCCUUCAACUUUCCAUUUGAGUUGCUUGGGAAUUCAGAUGCUUCCUCCUGGAGAAUGGCACUGUACAAACUGUGUGUGCAGGUUUUGCGGCUCAGUUUCUUCUGCUGCUACUCCCCAACUGUUAUCUUGCUCCCAGUGUGAGAAAAAAUACCACCAAGAUUGUAUGCCUGAGGUUGAUUAUUCUUCUGUCCCUCCCAACAAUGGAAGCACUUCAUUUUGUGGGCAAAGUUGCAGAAUGGUUUUUAAACAGUUGAAGAAACUUCUUGGGGUGAAAAAUGAUUUGGAAGCUGGAUUCUCUUGGCGCCUGAUUCGUCGUUUUGAUGAGGAUUCCUUGGAGUCUCUAAGCAAGCUAUCUCAACGGGUUGAAUGCAACUCUAAGAUUGCAGUUGCUUUUGCAGUUAUGGAUGAGUGCUUUCGACCCAUCACUGACCCAAGAAGUGGCAUUAACCUGAUUCAUAAUGUUGUAUAUAACUGUGGAUCUAAUAUCCAUCGGCUAAACUACUGUGGUUUCUAUACUUUCAUCUUGGAGCGAGGCGAUGAAAUUAUCUCUGCUGCAUCUAUCAGAAUUCAUGGCACCCGAUUAGCAGAAAUGCCCUUCAUCGGAACAAGAAAUAUGUAUAGGCGUAAAGGGAUGUGUCGCCGUCUUCUGUAUGGGAUUGAAUCGGCUCUCCGCUCGCUUAAUGUUGAAAAACUUGUAAUACCUGCGAUAGCGGAACUGAAGGACACUUGGACUACGGUGUUCAGCUUUAAACCUCUCGAGAAAUCACAAGAAUUGGAGAUUAGGUCUGUGAAUUUGCUGGUUUUCCCUGAUACGGGUCUAUUGCAGAAGCAACUACCAAGAAAAGAUUAUGCUGAAAAGCAUAUGGCUUCUAACAUAAGUGAUUGUGUGAAUGCCAGCAAUAAUGACAAGGGUGAAUCUGAUAAGAUGCAUCAUCAAACACUUGCGGAAGAUAAUAGGUCCUCCGCACCUGUUGAGCCCAACCUUCACUCCUCUGAUGACAUUGUAAAUGGAAAAUAUGAGGUCAAAGAUGCUCAAAUUCCUCUACACAAAUCAGCAGAGUCUGCUACUAAUGGGAAUUCUCUUACUCCAGAAUCUGUUCGCCAUAAUGAAUGUGUAGAGCAACUUAAAUCUGAAGUUAGAGAUGAAUUACACAGCGAGGCAAAGGUGGAUGAUACUCUAGAAAUAAUGAUUGUGAAUACUGAUAUUGUGGCAAAACCAGUUCAUGGUAGUGACACUUCCUCAGUACAUAGCUGUGAAGCCAAACAAACACAACUGGGUGAUAUUUCCUCUGCUAAACAAGAAUCUCAACGAAAUGCUGCAUCUGACUCGACAAAUAUUGCCUUUCUGGGAGAUAGUCAAGGUUCAUCUGGAGGUAGUUUAACAAACGGUUCCGAGGAUAUCGUUAAUGCCGCUCCACUUGAUUCUAAUUAUCGUCAGAAGCUGCAUGAUUGUCACAAUACACCUGACUCCAUGGAUACCUCGCUGUCAUCUGUCUUUCCCGAGCCUAAGGUUUCCUCAAGCCACAGCAAUACGCUGAAAACCUUUAAUAAAACAGACGGUGUUGCAGGUUCUUUUGAACAAAGUCCUAGUGAUUUCAUCAAAGUUUCUUCGCAGGAUCGGAGUUUUGAUAUAUUUAAUGAAGUCAAGGAUUCUCCUAUCGAGUUGGAGAGUUGCAAGACAAGGGAUGAAUCUCACUGCUCUAGUGCCAUUUCUUCUGUGACACCAGAUGCUGUUUGUACUCGAAUCGAUGAUCGGCCUGAAUUAAGCACUUCAAAUGAGAUUUCUGUGGAAGUUCUUGUCAAGCCUCGCCAUAUCUGUGAUGAUGUUAAAAAAAAUACUGACAGCUGUGAAGAUGAUAUGGCUUUUGGAAAACCUGCUUAUACUUGUGGCUUGCAUCAGUUUACUGUGCUUCAGAAGUGGUAGUUAAGUUAGACGAGGAGCGUGAAGCUAACAAUGACUAAGCUGGGUUAAGCAUUUUUUGUAGCAAGUUUCCUAAGUUUUGACAUCUCCACCCUUGUUGAUGGUCACUAUUCGACAGAGAUGCACAAAUUAUUCUCUCUGCUCUGCUACACUGGUAGAAAUGAAAUGAUAUAUUUUGUUGUCUCUUCUAAGCACUGGUGAUGUUGCGCUGCAACUUAGGAUGACCCUCUUCGCUAAUGAGCUAGAUGUUGUCAACCUCUACUUUUUCAGGUUGAUAUAUUUUUUUCCGAGAGUUCAGAGGCAACGAAGCAGGCUUGGAAGGACUUCUAUAAGCUGCGUGGCAUAUGUACAGAAUUCGUUACUGAAAAGUGCUUUUACUGUGGUGGCAGCUCGGCCUUUUUGCGACUUAAUAAUUUAACUUAUAUCCAGUGAGGUGGUGGUGUUUUUUUUUUUUUUUUUUUUUUUUUUUUUUUUUUCUUUUCCCCCUUUUCUGAUGCUAAUAGUUUAGGUUAUGCGGCUAAUUUCCGGUUGAAAUCAUAUUAUUUUUUGAACCAGUUACGUGAAAACAAAUUUAUAGUGUACAGAUGGGACUAGAUGCUUGUAAAAGUUAUCCAGAUUAGGGAACUGUAGCUGGUUGCUUUAGGCAGCAAUUUUUUUUCUUCCUCUUCUUCCCUUUUUUCUUUUGUGUGUUCAUAUUUACAGAACCUUCUUUUGUUCUGCUUCUACAAGCAGUCAAUUUUGUAAGUUCAUUAAUGAAUGCAUUAGUGAUUUACUGUUC